UGGCAGCCCCACCCCUCUCUGUGACUCUACCUUUAGGCUUUGCGCGUUUUAAUGCGAUGGUGUCCCCACGGGAUCAAAUUUCAGCGUCACAGCUGGGGACUGGCUUCGCGGUCCUUGAGGGGAGAGCAUGAGCAGGUGGAUCCUGACUACUCUGUGCCCUGCUACUGCUCAUCUCCCUUGCCCUCCAACGGGUGUUUGCCUGCUAACGGGAAGUGUGACAAGUACUGGGGUUCUUCCUCAGACAAGACCUUGGAUUAUACGAUUCACUGGUCCAGGGCCCCAGAGCCAGAGAUCGUGGGGCCAGCUGCUUCUGAGAACACAGUGCCGAGUAUAGACUGGAGGCUAGAGAGGGACUUGGAGCCUCAGUCAUAUGGGUCUUCCGUCUUCCCGAACCCAGACUCAGAGGAGCAGUGUAAUGACCAGGACCUUCUGAAGAGGCAUCAUAACACUGCUAAGAAGCCCUUGGAGACCAACUCUUCCAAAGUCAAAGUUAAGUCCACCAUGAUGAUUCCUGACUCCCAGAAGCUCCUGCGCUGCGAACUGGAGUCACUCAAGAGCCAGCUACAGGCCCAGACCAAGGCUUUCGAGUUCCUAAACCACUCAGUGACCAUGUUGGAGAAGGAGAGCUGCCUGCAGCAAAUCAAGAUCCAACAGCUUGAAGAGGUUCUGAGUCCUAUGAGCCGCCAGACAGAGAAGGAGGGACACAAGUGGGGCAUGGAGCAGGGACGGCAGGAGCUGUAUGGGGCCCUAGCUCAAGGCCUGCAGGGACUACAGAAGACCCUGCGUGACAGCGAGGAGGUGCAGAGGGCCCGCACCACUCGCUGCCUGCAGCUGCUGGCCCAGGAGAUCCGGGACAGGCUGCACUGUCCCCUCAGCAAGAAGUUCCUGUGGGAGGAGCUGGAGCUGGUGCGGGAGGAGGUGACCUUCAUCUAUCAGAAGCUCCAGGCUCAGGAGGACGAGAUCACAGAGAACCUGGUGAACAUCCAGAAGAUGCAGAAGACACAGGUGAAGUGCCGCAAGGUCCUGACCAAGAUGAAGCAGCAGGGGUAUGAGACAUCCAACUGGCCGGACACUGAGGAGAUGCCACCAGGAGGCAGAGGCUCCUGGAGGGAUGACCUCCAAAAGGAGCUGAGUGACAUAUGGUCUGCUGUGCACUUGCUGCAGAACUCCUUUGAUGGCUUCACCAUGUCCUCAGGCCUCCCCAGGGCCUUGAACCUCAGGGGCUACAAAGGGCACCGAGGCCUGAGCCCUCUGUUCCUCUCCUGGGACUCAGACUCAGACCAGGAUCCUUCCCAGCCACCAUUCAGCAAGAGCCGCUCCUUCCCAUCUGGUACGGAAGCUCCCCUGCUCUACCCGACCCUUCCUCUCCUGGCCUGCCCUCCAGUGCCACAGUAUGGACCCUCGCAGCUCACAACCUGGGCAUCUGCUCCCUGAUUUCCAGCCCUGAGGUCCUCUGGACUAAGCUGGGCCCUGACCGCCCUGACCCACU
Leptonychotes weddellii (Weddell seal) is the source of this 1489-nucleotide messenger RNA. RefSeq names its product coiled-coil domain containing 159 (gene CCDC159). NCBI's taxonomy places the organism in Eukaryota, Metazoa, Chordata, Mammalia, Carnivora, Phocidae. The record is from RefSeq and is a predicted model, not a curated record.